Neltuma alba is the source of this 318-nucleotide messenger RNA. RefSeq lists its product as uncharacterized. The transcript has a single exon. Bases 1 to 318 code for a protein of 105 amino acids. NCBI's taxonomy places the organism in Eukaryota, Viridiplantae, Streptophyta, Magnoliopsida, Fabales, Fabaceae. The record is from RefSeq and is a predicted model, not a curated record.
AUGUCAAAGGUGGGACCGGUGGCAUAUAAAGUAACCCUACCCCCGAACCUUAGUCAGAUACAUGAUAUCUUCCAUGUAUCCCAGCUAAAGAAGUAUCAACCAAAUCCCUUUCAUGCUUUGGAAUAUGAAGAUAUAGCACUGCGAGAUGACCUAACUUGGGAGAUCAAACUAGUAAAUAUCAUUGAUUAUCCAGUAAAGCAGCUGCGGCAGAAAUCCAUCCCAAUGGUCAAAGUCAUCUGGGAGAAUCUGGCACAAGAAGAAGCAACCUGGGAGAAGGAAGACGACAUGAAGGAUAAUUAUCCCGAACUCUUCGAAUAA